Messenger RNA from Chanos chanos (milkfish), 1548 nucleotides. Its product is annotated as extracellular matrix protein 2. Gene Ontology annotation, cellular component: extracellular matrix. Lineage: Eukaryota; Metazoa; Chordata; Actinopteri; Gonorynchiformes; Chanidae. Gene Ontology annotation, biological process: extracellular matrix organization; positive regulation of cell-substrate adhesion. The coding region runs from base 1 to 1548 and encodes 515 amino acids. The record is from RefSeq and is a predicted model, not a curated record. Gene Ontology annotation, molecular function: protein binding; heparin binding; collagen V binding. The transcript has 9 exons.
AUGGGUAGAUUUAAGAGUGCAGCCAGAGGAGGGAGGGGGCCAGACGAGACUCAGAGAAAGAGGCACUUGAGAGGGACAGCCAAAGAUUCACAGCUAGACAUGGGGAGGACUGCAGCAGUAUGGGUGGAGCUUUUUUCAGUAUUGGCGGGGAGGGGAGGAGAAACUGGGAAGCUGAGUGCCGUGUUGAGGGAACUCAGAGAGGACAAGAAACGUCUCAUGGACCAGGGUGGAAAGGAGGAGGAGGAGGAGGAAGAAGAAGAGGAGGAUGAGGAAGAAGAGGAGGAAGAAGAAGAAGAGGAAGAAGAAGAAGAGGAAGAAGAAGAGGAAGAAGAGGAAGAAGAAGAGGAGAGUGAAACAAACAGCACAAUGACUAAGAAUGGCUUCACAGACUCAUUACCAGAGGACUGCCGACUGGGAGGAGCUAAAAUUUCAUGCAAGGCCAUUGGCAUGUCCCGCCUACCAAUCAUCACUGACUUGACAGUCACUAUUCUUGAACUGCCUGGGAAUAACAUUUCUAGAUUGCCCCCUCGAAGCUUCUCUGGUCUCCCUAAUCUGGAAGAAAUUGAUCUCAGCGAGAACAAGCUAGACUCCUCUCUUAGACCGUUCCUUUUUGUUAAUCUGACAAAACUUAAAAGGCUGAACCUGGACAAUAAUGAGCUGACUACGAUCCCAAGACUGCCGUCGUCUCUUGAGGAACUGAGGAUAAACAACAACAAAAUUAGUCACCUUGCUCCUGGCAGCUUCAGAGGUCUGUUCAAGCUGCUUGUUUUAGAGAUUGGAGGCAACAGCCUCUAUGAAGGCAGCAUUACACCUGUUACCUUCCGCCCUCUGAAGAUGGUUAAGUACCUUAGACUCAAUAACAACUACUUCCGCACCAUCCCUUUUGGACUCCCCCCCUCCCUAGAGGAUUUACGAAUGCAGCAUAACCAGAUCCAACUAGUAGAGGGCAUGGCUCUGAAUAAGUCUGUCCACCUGAGAGUGCUGGAUCUGAGUCACAACCUCCUGACAGAAAACAGCUUCGACCACGGGGCCUGGAUCAAUCUGCCUAAACUGGAGGCUCUGGAUCUGUCCCACAACCAGAUGGCCACAAUUCCCUUCUAUCUCCCUACUGCUUUACGCCAGGUCUCCUUGCAGCACAACCAAAUCCACAGCAUUCCAGCUUACGUCCUGCAGCACCUCAAGCCAGGCCUGGAGUCUCUGCGUCUAUCUCACAACCACCUGCAGGAUCACGGGAUAUCGACGGUGUCGUUCCGAGGGGUGUACCGGACGCUAGUUGAGCUCCUCUUAGACAACAACUAUUUUGAGUGUGUCCCACGUUACAUACGCUUGUUCCGGAAUCUGCAGUUGCUGCAUCUUGACUCCAACCGAAUCAGGUCCAUCCCAGUGAAAUCACUGUGUAAACGCAAGGUGACUGAGUGGUCUUCACUCACCACUGUUCACCUGGAAUACAAUCUGAUCGACCAGCACCGUAUUCCCGCCACUGCUCUCUCCUGCAUCCAGGACCGAAGUAGUGUCAUCCUGGAACCUCAGAACUCCACGAUGGCCUAG